AUGCCAAGUUCUCACACUCCUUUUGGACCAUGGCGGACAACAAGCAGCUUAGAAAAAGCAGUGGAAGUGCAAGUCUCUCGUCAACCCACUCCAGCGAGUGGAGCAUGGGUACGACUGCCAGCGCAGCGCCGCCACCGCUUGAAAGUGUCCACGGCAACGGGAUGGCCGACAGUAGGCCGUCACUCAGCAUGAGCCCCUUUCACACGGUCAACGUCCACAACAACAAGGCCAAAUCCAUUAUCACCAACAAGGUCGCACCUGUGGUCAUCACGUAUAAUUGCAAGCAGGAAUUUCAGAUCCACGAUGACAUCCGGAAGAGCAACUACAAAGUCGGACGGAUAUCGGACGCCAUGCCCGAACACUACAUGGUGCAGGGCGAGUAUUUCAUGGUGCAGGAUGUGUACAGCAAAGCAGACGUCCUCAGCACAACCAACUCCGUCGGGGCACCUAAUUUCCGCCAGGUGAAAGGAUCGUAUCCGCUAUUCGGGAUGGGUCAGCCCAGUAUGAAUGGCUUCAAACGGGUCUUGCAGAAGCUGCAAGCACAAGGACAUGAGGAGGUGAUUUUCAUUUGCGUGCGAGAGGAGCCGGUGGUCUUCCUGCACAAGGGUGACGACUUUGUUCCGUAUACCCCGAGGAGGAAGGAGAACCUCCAUGAGAACCUCCAUGGUCUGGAAAAGGAGGGACCGGUGGAAGCACUUGAACUCACUGUCAGGAAGGAGCUCCAUGACUUUGCCAAACUCAGUGAAAAUGUCUACUACGUCUACAAUGAUAUCGAGUACCUCAAAGAUGAGCCGCAGAAAAUGGUCAUCACGUGCGAAGAGGACAUCCACGUGACCGAGGAGGUUUACAAGAGGCCCGUUUUCACCUUGCCGGCCUACAGCUAUUACAGAUUACCGUUACCUGUGGAAGGAGCACCUAUGGAAGAAGACUUUGAUGCUUUUGUAAAUAUACUCAGAGAGAUCCCCAGUUUGUCCCUGCGACGCAACACGAGACCGAAGCCGCCCGCGCUGCUCUUCAGUUGCCAGGUGGGUGUUGGCCGCACCAACCUGGCCAUGAUCUUGGGCGCCCUGGCCAUCAACCGCCUCCGGGGUGACUCGGGAACGCCGCCGCCUCUGUCUGAGGAGGCAACAGAGGCACCUACAGAGCCCAAACCAGUCUUCCGCAUCAUCCAGUCUCUGAUCGCCAAGUUGCCUAAUGGGCAGCAAAUCAUGGAGGAGGUGGACCGAGCCAUAGCACUGUGUUCAGAAAUGCAUAACAUUAAAGAAGCAAUAUACGAGAACAAAAGUAAGCUGGAGGGCAUCGGAGAUGAUUAUCAGAUCCAGGGAAACAGCACCAAAAACUACUUCCUCAACAGAACACGUCAGAGCUUAGAGCGCUACUUCUACCUGAUUGUGUUUAAUGCGUACCUCCACGAGCAGUAUCCCCUAGCCUUCGUGUCCAACUUCACCCAGUGGAUGUGCCGCCACACUUGGCUAUACCGCUUGUUGGCCCGGAUGGACCUUUCCGAGCUGUCGGCGCCGCCUGAGCUGGUCACCAGGGGAGCCCGUGUCCUGGUGGCCAGUGAAUAUUUGGCGCCCGACGUCCUGAGCACCGCCAAGGAAAUGAAGGCGGUCAACUUUAGACGCGUGCCAAAGAUGCCCAUCUAUGGCAUGGCACAACCCACAUCUGAGGCCACCGGUGCUGUGCUGGCCCACCUGACGGACGAGAAACGGAAGCACAGCCACAUUCUGUGGAUCAACUUGCAAGAGGAACUGGUUUUAGAAGCAAACGGGCAGAUCUUCUCCCCAAGGGAGCCGUCUCACUUGGAUCAGCACAUCGCCAUCCCAACGUCAGACCCACUUGUCAUUGAAAAACUGGAGACGUCUCUUAAGGAGGAGAUCGUGCGAGCCCAGAAGUGGCUUGAAGUGACUCUGGAGCAGGAGAAGCAGAUGAAGAUGUUCAAGAGCAUCCUGACGGCACAGGAGAUCUUCGCUCAGCACAAGAAGCUCACCCCGGCACUUUCCUACAAGCGCGUACCUCUGCCUGAUUGCAGCGCCCCUCGGGAGGAGGAUUUUGACAAGCUCCUGGACGCAAUGAAGAGCUCCCUGGCCGAGGACUCGAGCGCAGCCUUCGUCUUCAACUGCUCUGACGGCAAAGGCAGGACCACCACGGCCAUGGUUCUCUCUGUGCUGACUCUGUGGCACUUCAACGGGUUUCCUGAGUUCACUGAAGAUGAGAUAGUCAGCGUCCCUGAUGCCAAGUACACAAAAGGAGAGUUUCAGGUUGUGAUGCAGCUCGUUCGCUUGCUCCCCGACGGCCACCGAAUGAAACGAGAAGUGGAUAUGGCUCUUGACUCUGUGUCCGAGACCAUGACACCCAUGCACUACCAUCUGAGGGAGAUCAUCAUCUGUACCUACAGACAGAUCAAAAGCGGCAAGUCGGAGAGGGAGUGUCAUCAACUUCUGCUGAAGAGCCUGCAGUAUCUGGAGCGCUACAUUUACCUCAUCCUGUUCAACACUUACCUGCACCUAGAGAAGAAAGACUCCUGGCAGCGCUCCUUCACACUCUGGAUGGAGCAGGUGGCCUCCAAAGCCGGAGUGUACGACAUCCUCAAUCGGCUGAGCUUCUGUGAGUUCAAGACCCCCAGGGACGCCGCUCCACCGGCCCGGCUGCGUUGGCGCUGGCAGCAGCAGAACAGUCUUUCUGAGCUUCCAUUCAGAGGGCACUUCCUCUGA
Molecule: messenger RNA, 2714 nt
Organism: Nerophis lumbriciformis (worm pipefish)
Lineage: Eukaryota; Metazoa; Chordata; Actinopteri; Syngnathiformes; Syngnathidae
Source: RefSeq, a predicted model, not a curated record